Molecule: messenger RNA, 4280 nt
Organism: Octopus sinensis (East Asian common octopus)
Lineage: Eukaryota; Metazoa; Mollusca; Cephalopoda; Octopoda; Octopodidae
Product: 3-hydroxy-3-methylglutaryl-coenzyme A reductase
Exons: 22
Coding region: 173-2653 (826 amino acids)
Biological process (GO): sterol biosynthetic process; isoprenoid biosynthetic process; coenzyme A metabolic process
Cellular component (GO): endoplasmic reticulum membrane; peroxisomal membrane
Molecular function (GO): protein binding; hydroxymethylglutaryl-CoA reductase (NADPH) activity
Source: RefSeq, a predicted model, not a curated record
CACCGCUUCGUCGUUCGACCUCAAAACGGAAUGGCACGGGAAGAGCGGCCCUGAUUCACCUUCUUCCAACCAGCUUUUAUAACUUCUAAGAUGACAUUUGUUCAUCAUGGAUUAUCACAUUCAGCAAUCCAUGUUUUGUUUUUUAACGUUAUCGGCAUUUGAAAUUUGAAAAAUGGUAGCACUCACAAGAAGUCUAAACGUAGCUAGUGUGAUGUUAAAAUCGAUGUUCUGGACUUAUGGCAAAUUCUGUGCCUUACAUCCAUGGGAAGUGAUCAUCGGGACAUUAACAGUGACUCUGUGUUUCAUGUCAAUGACCAUGUACUCAAGUGAAGUAAAAAUCUGUGGCUGGAACUAUGCAUGUUCUAACAUUGAUAAAAUGCAAUCCUUCAGUACAAUUGGCAUCAAAAUAGCAAGAGAUGUUGCUGUUAUGUCUCUCUAUUUGAAAUUUCGGGAUCUGAAGAAAAUUGGAUCCCAUUAUUUACUGACUGUGUCUGCAUUGUUUGCUCUGUUCUCCAGCCUGUUAUUUAGUAUUGCUGUGUUAAACGUGGUUAAGAUUGAUCAUACUGGAUUCAGUGAGGCAUUUCCCUGUUUGAUUCUCCUUAUUGAUCUGUCCAGUGCCAGUACUCUUGCUUGCUUUGCCUUGGGUUCAACUUCACCUUAUGAAGUCCAGGACAAUAUUGCACAAGGUAUGUCCAAGCUUGGCCCGGCUAUCACUCUAGAUGCUAUAGUACAAACACUAGUAUUUGGUGUAGGCACACUAUCAGGCUGGAAACAAUUAGAAACCAUCAGCUACUUUGCUUGUCUUUCCGUAUUAGCCAACUAUUUAGCACUUAUGACCUUCUAUCCUGCUUGUUUGGCUUUAAUGCUUGAGCUUUGUCAUGGUGUAAUCCACGAGCAGCCAGUAUCGAAAUUUCAAUUUAUAAUGAACAAAGAUGGGGAUGAAGAACAAAAGUCAAAUCCUGUUAUACAAGUGGUCAAAAUCAUUAUGUCUACUGGUUUGGUUUUUGUACAUGUCUACAGCCGAUGGAUCACGGAUAGUGUAAAAGGUGCAGAUACAAUGUUGUAUCAGAAUAUCAUUUCUACAUCAGAUAUGAAUCAUAAAAUCCAACCAGAGAUAUCUUUCUGGCAGUUUUAUUUAGGAAGACUGUUUACAGCUGAUUAUGUCACCACACUGUUGUUGAUCAUCCUGUUGGGAUUAAAAUAUAUAUUUUUUGAUGUUAAUAUUGACACCAGCAUGGGCAGUUUAUUGAAAGAUAAGAGAAACAAAGUUGAAAUAUCAACACAGACAUGUUUUGAAUCACCUCAGUCAUCCGAAUGUGUGAAAUCCCUUAAAAAUUCAUCAGAAACUGAAGAACGUCACCAAGUAAAGAAACCUAGUGAAGGAAUCAGUGCAUUAAGUAACAAAGAAAUUAUUGAGCUUGUCAAAAAGAAACAUAUAGCUGGUUACCAACUGGAAAAAGUUCUAGGUGACUUUGAAAGAGGAAUUGAUGUCAGGAGGGGACUUAUUGAUGAAAACUUAACUGACAAAAGUGUGAUGGAAAAGCUUCCUUUUAAGAACUAUGAUUAUUCUGCUGUUUAUGGAGCAUGUUGUGAAAAUGUCAUUGGUUAUGUCCCUGUCCCUGUUGGUGUAGUAGGUCCAUUAUUUAUGAAUAGUAAAGACUAUUAUGUUCCCAUGGCCACUACCGAAGGCUGUUUAGUUGCUAGCACCAACAGAGGUUGCACAGCUUUGAAGAAAAGUGGUGGUGUACGCAGCUUCCUCUUAAGUGAUGGUAUGACAAGGGGUCCGGUUGUACGGUUCCCAACGGCGGAAGAAUGCAUGAAAUUAAAACUUUGGCUCAAUGAAAAAGAAGCAUUCCACUUUGUUCAAAAGAAAUUUAAUGAAACUAGUCGUUUUGCUAAUUUAACUAGCUUGCAAGCAAAUCUAGCUGGAAGAUACUUAUUUAUUCGAUUUGUAGCUACAACAGGUGACGCCAUGGGAAUGAAUAUGCUUUCUAAGGGAGUGGAAAAUGCUCUUAGAGUAUUGCAAGACAAGUUUCCUAACAUGGAAAUUAUGAGUGUUAGUGGUAAUUAUUGUACAGAUAAGAAAUGUGCUGCUAUUAAUUGGGUUAAUGGUCGAGGCAAAAGUGUGGUGGCUGAAGCAGUAAUUCCUGGCAAGGUUGUACGAGAAGUUCUUAAAAUCAGUGUGCCUGCAUUAGUUGACCUGAAUAUUGCCAAAAAUCUGGUUGGUUCAGCUAUGGCGGGUACACAGGGAGGCUUCAAUGCUCAUUCUGCCAACAUCGUUACUGCUGUAUAUAUUGCUACUGGCCAAGACCCAGCAGAAAAUGUGUCUAGUUCUAAUUGUAUAACAUUAAUGGAAGCAACAGGGGACAACAAUUCUGAUCUUUAUAUCAGUUGUACAAUGCCUUCACUGGAACUUGGGACAGUUGGUGGGGGAACAAGACUACAGCCGCAAGCUGCAUGCUUAAAAAUGCUUGGAGUAGAGGGACCCAAUGAAACACCAGGGAAGAAUGCUGCGACAUUUGCACAAAUCGUUUGCAGUACUGUGUUAGCCGGAGAACUGUCCUUAAUGUCAGCACUUGCUGCUGGACAUUUAGUGAAAAGCCAUAUGAGACAUAACAGAGCACCAACAGAAACAGUAAAAUGCAGUAUUUAAAUUUUCUUGUCUUUGUUGGUACUUUCAUGAAUUCGUUUUUAAGAAAACUUCUUUAUUAGCCCUCAAUUUCACAUUUGGUUUCUUUUUUAUUUGUUUAAUUAUGUUAUAAAAUCUAGCAUCUUUUUACUUAAGUAUAAAAAUGUUAGCACAAAAAUUAGUAAUUAAAAAAUUGCCCAUCUUUUGUAAAUUCUUUUCAUUUAAAAAUGUUUUCAUACUAUUUAGUCAGAGGAGAAGAAGAAGCUGCACCCUUGACCCUUGAUUAUUCAGGAGAUGAAAGAUAGGAAGUUAGUCUUGGCCCUUGAUUUUCAGGAGAUGAAAGAUAGGAAGUUAGCCUCAAACUGGGGACUUGGCAUGAAUGUUGAACAGAGCUCUCUUUGUUAAAAGCAGACCUUGUGGGGUUGUUAAAAUGAAUAUUUGAGAUUCAGUCUGCCUCUCAAGAAUGCAAGAGAGCUGAAACACACAUUCUCUUCCAACACUUUUACAAUCCCAUUAAUCCCCUCGGGUCACAACAUUAUUUUAUACACUACCAGAAGGAUGAAAGAUAAAGCCGACCUUGAUGCAAUUAGAGCUUGUAGCAUAUAGGGAGAACAAAUAUACUGUUUUAACCCUUUUAAUCAUCAUAUUUCUAUUGAGAUGCUCUGUGUUUCUUUCAGUUGAUUUUAAAUAUAACAAAGAAUUUAGUAAAUUACGCUAGCGUUAGGAACAUAAAUUGUAACUAAUGUUCAGUAGAUUUUAAUUUAGAACUUUUGAAAACAAAACCAGAAGCGGUUUCAGCCGGGGUUGGUGUCAAAAGGGUUAAUGGCCACCAAUUCACCUCCUAUGAUAUGUAGGCAUAUUUGUGGAUGAGUUCUAUGAAAACUAUAAAAUGGUGAAAUGCAGAUGAAUAAAAACAGCUGAAACAAACAACAUAAAAACCAUGCCGUAUAAAAGUUGUGUGGGAACCUGAUGGAAAGACAAUAACGAAAUGUAUUUGAAGUUUUAAGGAACCAGUAUGCCAGGUGAGAAUCAGUGAGAAUGACUAAUUAAAAAAUUAAUGUAAUUAUAGCAUUGAAAAUAUAAUCUAAUAGAAUUAAUAUGUGAAUGAAAGGUGUAGCCAGCAGCUCACAUUAGGCUAAAAAUCUUGAACGUGGUCAGAAAAGGAAAAGAUGUUUCUCUUUCAAAUUUGUUAUGAGAAUAAUGAAAUUGUGUAUAGAGUACAUACAUACAUACAAGCGUGUGCACAUUCAUACAUGUGCAUACACACACAUACACAUGUAUGCACAUGCAUGUGUACAACCAAACACUGGGUGGUGCACUACAACUCAUCAAAGGUGCAUAGAAUUAUGUCGAAAAGUUAGGAAAGUGAACAGUGUAUGAGUCAUGACAUACAUGUGUGCAUGUGCAUGGAAGGGUAUAAUAAUAAUAAUAAUGAAAUUAUAGUAUACAGUGCUCAGGUGCACCACAACUUGUCAAAUUUGUUAUGCUAGGAAACGGUGAAACUUUUAGAAGUUGAUGGGUUACUAUUUAGUGUUUUGUCAAAAUGUGAUACAGGUGUACUAUAGCAGCAGCAGUAUGAUACUGACACAUGUUUAUAACGAUAUGAAAUCAGUGUGUGCACAACAAUGCAAUAUCAACACAUAACAAUGUU